Penicillium brevicompactum is the source of this 261-nucleotide messenger RNA. Its product is annotated as NADH dehydrogenase [ubiquinone] 1 alpha subcomplex subunit 1. Lineage: Eukaryota; Fungi; Ascomycota; Eurotiomycetes; Eurotiales; Aspergillaceae. The record is from RefSeq and is a predicted model, not a curated record. Bases 1 to 261 code for a protein of 86 amino acids. The transcript has 5 exons.
AUGGGUGUUCCUUUCGAGGCCCUGCUUCCCUAUGGGAUUAUCAUCACCAUGUUUGGCGUGAGUGGCUACGGUCUUCACUACGUCAAGCGCUUUGCCAACGACGGCAAGAAGGCGCGCUGGAACCGUGACCUCUGGGACAGACAAAUGAUGGAGAGAGACCAGCGCAUCACAGGUUCAUUCCGCGGGCAGUCCAGCAACCACCAAGCACCCACUGGAUUCGAAGUCAGCAACCCAUGGAAGAUCGAGAGCCGAAUCUACUAG